UUAAGGCGGUGAAAACGUCAUUGGAUAAGUCAGCUUAAUUCAAUCAAAGUGCUCAAAACCAUUUUUUACUUUGUAAAUUUUGUAUAGCUACAGUUAACUGAUGUGCUGACAUUUUACGUCGUUUUAUUUUCCCAUUCCUUUUAAAAUGUACUUCAGUCUAUAAGCACUCGUUUUGAAUGGGGAAGCAAACUAUAUUCUAUCAAUGGAAUUCAAAUAAACAAAAUAAAAUGAUUUUUCAGCUGCUUCAUAAUUUCCAGUUUUUAUAAUUUUUUUUCUAUAUCUGUACAUAUCUACUUUGAAAUCAAUGAGAGUGUAAAUAGAUAAAUGAAAAAGUGUAUUAUGUGCCGAGUAAUAUACCUAUUUAUUUUUUUCUAAUGUGUAAUCCAUCUGCCUAAAUUUGAAAAAUGUCAAAUGAAAAUGAGGCAUUUUUAAAAACAUAUUUAAUACAUUGCAAUAUUACACAGUAUUAUACAAAUUUCCAUGUUUUACUCAAUUUCAGUUGAUGACUUCUAUACAGGAAGUAUAUAAAAUGAAGAGUAAGGAACAAAUACAAUGCCUUGAUCUGCUAAAAGUGGUCACUGUGCAGUUGGAACAACUGCUCAGGCUGCUUGGAACAACUGGAGUUUGGGUACAUGGUGACAGCGCAGGGUGCGAUGGUAAAACUUUACCUGGAUUUUCAGCUGAUAGUGAAAUACAAGGAAACUCAGAUGGAGAAAAUGAGAGAAAUAAGUGUUUCAGUAAAAUCAUUGACAUUAUAUCAGAGCAAUCUUUAUUAUGCCUUCCCACACCAUCUACCUGCCAGAUAUCACACAAUGUAAAGGAUUGUACAGAGUUCCCUUACACAGCCAGGCAGAGAUAUGUGGGGGAUACUAGUGUUGGUGCUGUGUGUGGCAUACUGGAUGAACUUGUAGACCAAGUCGUUAACCUCAGUCAGUUGGCACUUGCAGCUUCAGAGACGUUUACAACUCAGAGAGGCAGAGUUGUAUCAAAACCUAAUCUGAAGAAAACUAUGGAAGGAAAUGAUGCUGAAAUUGAACCCCGACCUAAAAGAAGACGUGGGCGUCCACCGAAAAAUAAAGAUAGCCAAUACUGCAAGACAGACACAGUGACAAAGAAGAUCAAAAUGAAGGCAUUAAAGACAGCAGGUGAUAGGCAGCGUGUCAAACAGCAGAGACAGACAGUUUCCAGCAAAAGAAAAAAUCCACAUCCAAGAAAGCUCACUCAGUUGGAAAAUAAGGAGACCAAAGCAGUGGAAGAAGAUCCUUCAUUGGCUGUUGAUGAAUUAAAUGAAAAAGAAAACGAUGAAGCAAAUGAUGUAGAUUACAGUGCAUCUGUAGACCAAGGCUCAAUGUCUGAAAAUGAAGAUGAUGAUGAUGAUUACAAACCAGAUAGAAAAAUGAGGAAAAGGCGUUGGAAACACAGACGGAAAAUUGUACAUGUCUGUAAGAUUUGCAAAGAAUGGUUUACCCAUGGACGUUCCUUUAAUGCUCACCUCCAGACUCAUGUUGAAAACCAGGAUCAUGGUGCAAGCUGCCGUGCUUGCAAAACAGAGUUUCCAAACACAGUGCAGUAUAUUCAUCAUGAAUGCAAGGCUCUAAAGGAGAAGAUCAAGGGUAAGCAACGGGACUGCAAGUAUUGCAAUCGUGUGUUCACCAACUACAAAAAGUGGCAAUAUCACAUGAAGACAGUACAUCAUCAAAGGGUGCUGGAUCCAACCUUGUUAUACUGCUGUCUGUACUGUGGCAAGGGCUACUCCAGGAAAUCCUCUCUCUACAUCCACUACAAAGACCAUGCCUUGGAGGGACAGGUUGUUUGUCAGAAGUGUGGUGAAUUUCUGGAUAAUGAAGCAGCUUUCAUAGAACACAACAAAGGCCAUGAAGAGGAGGCACAGUUCUUCUGUGACCUGUGCAAUAUGAGUUUCAUCCGUCGUCAGCAGUAUAAGCAGCAUCUGGAGGCUCACCAGAAAUACACGUGCAAUGUUUGUCAACAGUCAUUUUCAAUCAAUAAACAGCUGAUAAAACAUAAGAAGAUCGCCCAUCGUAUUAAGGGUCCAUCUGAACCAAAGAAGUAUGCUUGUCUGGUGUGUGACAAAAGAUUUGUGAGACCUGGACUACUGGAUAUACACAUAAGACUUCACACAGGUGAGAAGCCCAUAGAGUGUCCAAUUUGCCACAUGUACUUCAGGACUCCCAAAGCAUUUGCCAAACACAAGCAAACACGCACACAUCUUCUGAGAGCUGGAGAGUUACCCAGGGAGAGAGACCAUCUCUGCUCAAUAUGUGGGAAGGCAUUCUUUAGAAAGCAUGCCCUCCAGAGGCAUAUGCAGUACCACAGUGAGGACCGCCCUCACUGUUGUCCACACUGUGAUUUCAAGUGUAAGGAACCAAACAACCUGAAGCGCCACAUUGCACUGCAUUUCUCCUCUGAGAGGAACUUUGUUUGUGAUGUUUGUGGCGCAGCCUUCCACACCAAGAAAACCUUGCAGACACAUCAUGUGUAUAAACACUCAGAGCAGCGAGAGUUCCCAUGCAGUGACUGUAACCUCUCCUUUAAGACCCCAAAUGCUCUGAAAAGGCAUGAGCAUGUUCACAGUAAUGACCGUCCUCACAAGUGUUACUGUGGUCAAGCUUUUCUCCGCCUGUAUAACCUGAGGAGACACAUGAAGCAUCUGCAUGGCACUGAUGCCCCUCUACCCCCUGUGAGGAGACUGAAAACUGUGGACAUGCCUGAGGGGGAGGCUGGCAAGGGAUCCUCCAAGGAUUUUGAUGAGAGAUCUUUUAAUGCCAAGAUAGCUGCUGAUAGAUCCCUGGCUGAGCAAGCGAUGGCCAGUAUUCCUGUGAGGGGUCAGGUGGGUGACCCACAGUUCACAAUGCUGGGGGUCAUUGUACCAAACUCUGAGUCCAGUACUGCUACAUAUGUUCCUAAUGGCUCAGGGACACUGCUCUCUGUGCAGCCUGCCAUUCAGCAACAGCAACCACAACAGCAGCAGCAACAUCUCCCUCAACAGCAGCAAACACAGCCACCACAUGGGAUCCAGGUUCACAAGGUGAUACCUACUGCUGCAUCCCACACAGAGAAACAAGAACAGUCUUUUGUGGAACCAACAGUUAGCCUGUCCCAACAGCAAGGACACAUAGUGGAGCACAUCCCUAUAUCAACGGGCAGUGUUCCAUCUGUGCAGGAGACUUAUCCCACUAUUAACCUCCAGCAUCUCCACCCACAACACGUGGUGUACCAGCCGUAUCCUCCCCCUCCACACCAGCAGGCUAUCUCACAAGAUGGCCACCCUGUGGUGCACCAGUUCUCAGAGCAGCAGGUGCCCCAGGAACGUGUGGACUACUCUCCAGAGGUGUAUGCUGCCAUGACAAGUCUGGUCCACUUCAUGCACAAUGCUCAGUAAUGAGGGACUGGUCAGGGAUACGAGUUCUUGGAAGACCUGGUUUGCUGUGAGAGUUUUGCAUGUGAAUUAGUGUAUAGUUAGUGAAAAGUUUUGUCUUCAUGACCAAACAAGAAUACCAAUGACCUUGUAUAUCAAUUACGCCUUCAUGACAAUAACAAGAAACAAGAAUGCCAAUAGCCUAGUAUAUCAGUUAUAUCAGUAUUUUUUCCUUAUUGAAUAGGAUAUUCGUUGGUACAAUUUUUCAUUGGAGCAACAGUUAUGUUGUCAUCAUUUGUUAGAUAAGUGAAUAUAUUUAUACUUUUAUUUUAAGCACUUGUGUAUUAUACCUCACUUUGUUUGAGUGUUUUUCUCAUGUAGAAUGUUUUAGCUGUUAAAGUAUGGAUUUACUACUGAUGUGAACAAAUGAAGAAUAAGCAUAAACAUUGUCUUGUAGGGUCCUUUUAUUUGGAUACUCUUAUUUAUUUAUUUAUUUAUUUAUUU
Lingula anatina is the source of this 3880-nucleotide messenger RNA. RefSeq lists its product as uncharacterized. NCBI's taxonomy places the organism in Eukaryota, Metazoa, Brachiopoda, Lingulata, Lingulida, Lingulidae. Gene Ontology annotation, biological process: regulation of transcription by RNA polymerase II. The record is from RefSeq and is a predicted model, not a curated record. Gene Ontology annotation, molecular function: zinc ion binding; RNA polymerase II cis-regulatory region sequence-specific DNA binding; DNA-binding transcription factor activity.